This is a messenger RNA of Sus scrofa (pig), 3719 nucleotides long. It is a transcript of the gene IPO13, whose product is annotated as importin 13. Gene Ontology annotation, cellular component: cytoplasm. Gene Ontology annotation, molecular function: small GTPase binding. NCBI's taxonomy places the organism in Eukaryota, Metazoa, Chordata, Mammalia, Artiodactyla, Suidae. Gene Ontology annotation, biological process: protein import into nucleus. The record is from RefSeq and is a predicted model, not a curated record.
GGGUCGGGGGGGACGGCGUCUGUGUCGGCGGUGCCGAGGACAGGCGCUCGGGGCAGCCCUCACCUCUCUGAGGUCCCCGCCCCGUCCCGGCCGGGCCGGCUCGCCUGUCAGUCACUGGGGCGGAGGCAGCGGCGGCAGCGGGGCCGGAGCUCGGCGGUGAGAAGAGCGCGGGCCGGGCCGAGCGGAGGGAACCUGCCGCAGCCCCUCAACUCUCCGGACUCUUCGCCCCAGACCUGCGAAGCUGCAGCCCCGCGCUUCGUUGGACGCCUGCGUAACCUGCGAAGGGCUCUUUCCCCCGUGACCCCCCAGCCCCUUGACCUCCUCUUAGGACCCGAGAGCUCACUCAGAAGAGGGUGUUGUGGGUACAGGCCAUCGACCCUGUGACCCUUGGCGGGCCGGGGCCUCGGUUUCUCCCAGGCCUCCCUCCCCUGUGACUCUCUCCUCAUAGAUUCCGGGGACAGAGCCUUGACCUACCACUAGGACCCCUCGCUUGCGAACUCCGCACCGGUGGCUUUCUCCUAGGAGUGCCCCUCCGUGGGUCUUCUCCGAAGGGCACCCCUUUUGGCCUUUGGCAAGCCCCCCGCCCCCCACCGAGGUGGGGAGGCCUCGGCAGCCAUGCUCGCCCUGGGUCCCCUGUCACCCCAGCUCUCCCUGGGCACCCAAGCCGGGGUCUAGCAGGGGGGCCAGCAGCCAAGAGGCUGGGGCAGGAGACAGGUCACGGUCCACCUCCCUGCUGGGGAGGGAGCAAAGAUGGAGCGGCGGGAGGAGCAGCCGGGGGCUGCAGGGGCUGGAGCGGCACCAGCCUUGGACUUCACUGUGGAGAACGUGGAGAAGGCGCUGCACCAGCUCUACUACGACCCCAACAUUGAGAACAAGAACCUGGCACAGAAGUGGCUGAUGCAGGCCCAGGUCUCCCCACAGGCCUGGCACUUCAGCUGGCAGCUACUGCAGCCCGACAAGGUGCCUGAGAUCCAGUACUUUGGGGCCAGUGCCCUGCACAUCAAGAUCUCUCGCUAUUGGAGUGACAUCCCCACUGACCAGUAUGAGAGUCUGAAGGCACAGCUCUUCACCCAGAUCACCCGCUUUGCCAGCGGCUCCAAGAUUGUGCUGACUCGGCUGUGCGUGGCCCUGGCCUCGCUGGCGCUCAGCAUGAUGCCUGACGCUUGGCCAUGUGCUGUGGCAGAUAUGGUACGGCUCUUCCAGGCUGAAGACUCGCCGGUGGAUGGCCAGGGCCGAUGCCUGGCCCUGCUAGAGCUGCUGACAGUGCUGCCUGAGGAGUUCCAGACCAGCCGCCUGCCCCAGUACCGCAAAAGCCUGGUGCGGGCCAGCCUGGCGGUGGAGUGUGGGGCUGUCUUCCCGCUGCUGGAGCAACUGCUCCAGCAGCCCAGCUCACCUAGCUGUGUGCGUCAGAAGGUGCUCAAGUGCUUUUCCAGCUGGGUGCAGCUGGAGGUGCCGCUGCAGGACUGCGAGGCGCUCAUUCAGGCCGCGUUCUCGGCUCUGCAGGACUCGGAGCUCUUCGACAGCAGCGUGGAGGCCAUCGUCAAUGCCAUCUCACAGCCCGAUGCCCAGAGGUACGUGAACACACUCCUGAAACUCAUCCCGCUGGUGCUGGGACUGCAGGAUCAACUGCGACAGGCCGUGCAGAAUGGGGACAUGGAGACCUCCCACGGCAUCUGUCGCAUUGCCGUGGCCCUGGGCGAGAACCACUCCCGGGCCCUGCUGGACCAGGUGGAGCACUGGCAGAGCUUCCUGGCCCUGGUCAACAUGAUCAUGUUCUGCACGGGCAUCCCCGGCCACUUCCCCGUCAACGAGACCACCAGCUCCCUGACGCUCACUUUCUGGUACACGCUGCAGGAUGACAUUCUGUCCUUCGAGGCGGAGAAGCAGGCUGUGUACCAGCAGGUGUACCGGCCGGUCUACUUCCAGCUGGUGGAUGUGCUUCUGCACAAGGCCCAGUUCCCUUCUGAUGAAGAGUACGGGUUCUGGUCCUCAGAUGAGAAGGAGCAGUUCCGGAUUUACAGGGUGGACAUCUCAGACACGCUGAUGUACGUCUACGAGAUGCUGGGGGCCGAGCUCCUCAGCAGCCUCUAUGACAAGCUGGGCCGUCUGCUCACCAGCUCAGAGGAGCCCUACUCCUGGCAGCACACGGAGGCCCUGCUCUACGGCUUCCAGUCCAUCGCCGAGACCAUCGAUGUCAACUACUCCGAUGUGGUGCCCGGGCUCAUUGGCCUCAUCCCACGGAUCAGCAUCAGCAACGUGCAGCUGGCGGACACUGUCAUGUUCACCAUUGGAGCCCUGUCCGAGUGGCUGGCUGACCACCCCGUCAUGAUCAACAGCGUUCUGCCCCUUGUGCUGCACGCCCUGGGCAACCCUGAGCUCUCUAUCUCUUCCGUGUCCACCCUCAAGAAGAUCUGCCGGGAAUGCAAGUACGACCUGCCACCCUACGCUGCCAACAUCGUGGCUGUCUCCCAGGAUGUUCUGAUGAAGCAGAUCCAUAAGACGAGCCAGUGCAUGUGGCUGAUGCAGGCCCUGGGCUUCCUGCUGUCAGCGCUGCAAGUGGAGGAGAUCCUUAAAAACCUGCACUCCCUCAUCUCGCCGUAUAUCCAGCAGCUGGAGAAGCUGGCAGAGGAGAUCCCCAACCCCUCCAACAAGCUGGCCAUCGUGCACAUCUUGGGGCUCCUCUCGAACCUCUUCACCACCCUGGACGUCAGUCACCACGAUGACGAUCACGAAGGCCCUGAGCUCCGGAAGCUGCCCGUGCCGCAGGGACCCAACCCCGUGGUGGUGGUGCUGCAGCAGGUCUUCCAGCUGAUCCAGAAGGUGCUGAGCAAAUGGCUGAAUGAUGCCCAGGUGGUGGAGGCGGUGUGCGCUAUCUUUGAGAAGUCCGUCAAGACGCUGCUGGACGACUUCGCCCCCAUGGUGCCGCAGCUGUGUGAGAUGCUGGGUCGGAUGUACAGCACCAUCCCCCAGGCCUCUGCUCUGGACCUCACGCGACAGCUGGUGCACAUCUUUGCUCACGAGCCUGCUCACUUCCCCCCGAUCGAGGCCCUCUUCCUGCUCGUCACCUCGGUUACACUCACCCUCUUCCAACAAGGGCCCAGGGAUCAUCCUGAUAUUGUUGAUUCAUUUAUGCAACUCCUGGCACAGGCUCUGAAGCGGAAGCCCGACUUGUUCCUGUGUGAACGCCUGGAUGUCAAAGCUGUGUUCCAGUGUGCUGUGCUGGCCCUCAAGUUCCCCGAAGCACCUACUGUCAAGGCCUCCUGUGGCUUCUUUACAGAGCUGCUGCCUCGCUGCGGGGAGGUAGAACCUGUGGGGAAGGUGGUACAGGAGGACGGCCGCAUGCUGCUCAUAGCAGUGCUGGAGGCCAUCGGGGGCCAGGCCUCCCGAAGCCUCAUGGACUGCUUUGCCGACAUCCUAUUUGCUCUGAACAAACACUGCUUCAGCCUCCUGAGUGUGUGGAUCAAGGAGGCACUUCAGUCACCUGGCUUUCCCUCUGCCCGCCUCAGCCCUGAACAGAAGGACACCUUCAGCCAACAGAUUCUUCGCGAGCGGGUAAACAAGAGGCGAGUGAAGGAGAUGGUGAAGGAAUUCACACUUCUGUGCCGGGGGCUGCAUGGCACAGAUUACACAGCUGACUACUGAGGGGCGCCCCCGUCCCGCCCACACUUCCUCCUUUACCGCUCCCAGCCCCCAAAGAGUAAACCUGAGUCCUCACUGCA